AUGUUUUUCACGAUCUUAUUGGGAAGAAUCUCCAGUCGAAUUCCUGAGCCAAAAGCAUAUCCGAUAAUCGGAAAUUUAUUUCAUAUUCACCUUGAUAAUGAGUUUUACCCCAUCUACAGAUUAUGGUUCUUAUUUUUUUCAUUUGUAACUAUAAUUCAUCCAGAAGGUAUUGAGGUACUAUUGAAGAGUACCCAAAAUAUAGAAAAAAGUAUACCUUACAAAUUCUUACGACCCUGGCUUUCCGAUGGAUUAAUAACUAGUGCAGAAACGGCGAUGGAAAUUCCUUUAAAAGAGGCUAGCGAAUUUGAAGUUAAAUAUCGUAAUGCUGUUCUUAAUUUCAGCAGAACCGUGAUAAUAAGACCUUGGUAUCAUUUCGAUACUAUAUUUGCAUUUUCGCGACUUGGUCGGAUACAAAAGGAAUUAUUGAAUACACUUCACGGUUUGGCGAAGAAGAUAAUAGCAGAAAGGAGACUUUUCCACGAACAAACUAAGAACAAAUAUUUAGAAAAUAUUGAAAAAUUGCACGAGGAUCAUAUUUCUUCCGAAACGAUCAAAGAAAAUAAUGAAAAUUCGAUAUUCAAGAAUAGACUGGCUACGCUAGAUUUAGUUAUAGCCGCUUCUCUAAAAGAUAAUCAACUCGAUGAGGAAGGAACACGAGAAGAAGUCGAUACUUUUGUGUUUGCAGGUCACGACACUACGGCAAUGGCCUUAUGUUUCUCUUUACUUCUUUUUGCCAAACACAUAGAUGUUCAGGAACGUAUUAGAAACGAAGUCAACGCAGUUAUGCAAGAAAAAGAUGCUCAACUGACUGUUUCGAUCGUUCGAGAAUUUUCAUACUUGGAGAGAUGUAUAAAAGAAUCACUUAGUUUGUGUUUUUAUUGA
Vespula vulgaris is the source of this 882-nucleotide messenger RNA. RefSeq names its product cytochrome P450 4C1-like. Bases 1 to 882 code for a protein of 293 amino acids. NCBI's taxonomy places the organism in Eukaryota, Metazoa, Arthropoda, Insecta, Hymenoptera, Vespidae. The transcript is spliced from 10 exons. Gene Ontology annotation, molecular function: oxidoreductase activity, acting on paired donors, with incorporation or reduction of molecular oxygen; heme binding; iron ion binding. The record is from RefSeq and is a predicted model, not a curated record.